This is a messenger RNA of Plasmodium berghei ANKA, 540 nucleotides long. RefSeq names its product 60S ribosome subunit biogenesis protein NIP7, putative. Gene Ontology annotation, cellular component: nucleus. Gene Ontology annotation, molecular function: RNA binding. Gene Ontology annotation, biological process: ribosome assembly. Bases 1 to 540 code for a protein of 179 amino acids. The transcript is spliced from 6 exons. The record is from RefSeq and is a predicted model, not a curated record. Lineage: Eukaryota; Apicomplexa; Aconoidasida; Haemosporida; Plasmodiidae.
AUGAGACCACUGAAUGAUCAAGAGACUAUGCUAGUUUUCAAGAAACUUUCCAAAUUUGUUGGAAAUAACUUGCUGAGUAUGUUGUCUUACAAUAAUGAGGAAUAUGUUUUGAGACUUCAUAGAUUUAAUGUACAUUUUGUUAGAGCGGAUAUAGCCAAACAAGCAGAAUCGAUUAAUAAAAAUUCACUAGUUUCAUUAGGAAUUUGUAUUGGAAAAAUUACAAAAGCAAAUAAUUUUUUCCUUAAAAUUACAUCCCUAUCUUUGAUAAACGAGUUUUGCAUUCAUAAAAUAUGGCUAAAGGAGUCAGGAGAAAAAAAUUUUUUAUUCGGAAAUAAUGUCUUAAAGAGUCAUUUAUUAAAAAUCAGUGACAACAUAAGGAAAGGAGACGGUGUAAUUGUCUUGUCAAUGGAUGACAAUCCAAUAGGUUUUGGUAUAUCUAUAAGAAAUACCCAAGAUAUAAAAUUGUUAAAUAUUACGGAUAUUGUGUUAAUUCAUCAGAGUGAUGUUGGAGAAUAUUUAAGAAAUGAAACAGCUUUAUAA